Messenger RNA from Poecile atricapillus (Black-capped chickadee), 4603 nucleotides. RefSeq names its product CAS1 domain containing 1 (gene CASD1). The record is from RefSeq and is a predicted model, not a curated record. NCBI's taxonomy places the organism in Eukaryota, Metazoa, Chordata, Aves, Passeriformes, Paridae. Gene Ontology annotation, molecular function: N-acetylneuraminate 9-O-acetyltransferase activity. The transcript is spliced from 18 exons. The coding region runs from base 399 to 2588 and encodes 729 amino acids. Gene Ontology annotation, cellular component: Golgi membrane.
GCCCCGGCGGAGCUCGGGAACCGUGGCCGUGCGGGGAGGGCGGCGGGUCCCUCCGCCCGGGGCAGCCGCGGCGGGCCGGGGCGGUCUGGGCAGCGUGGCGCGGUGCGGCGGGUCGGUGGCUGCCGAGGGACGCGACCCUGGGGACAGCGGCGCCGGGGACCCGGCCCGCGGGGCCCUGCGGGCCCGGCCUGGGGGUCGCCGCAGGCCCCGCCGGUCGGGUGAGGCCCCGCGGAGUGAGGGGAACGAGCGAGGCUGGCGGGGCCGUGGCCGUGCGGUGUUUGCGCUGAGAGCGCGCCGCAGCUCCGGGGACACGGCCUGCGGCAGGUGGUGAUACGUGUGAGUAUCUUCUGUCCAGUGGGAGAUUUCUUGGAGAAAAAGUAUGGCAACCUCACAGUUGUAUGAUGCAUAAGUAUAAAAAUAGUGAAGCAAAAAAUUGCCUCAUAGACAAACAUGUUGUGUUUAUAGGAGAUUCUAGGAUUCGACAGCUGUUCUACUCAUUCAUAAAACUGAUAAAUCCUCAAGUGAAAGAAGAGGGAAUUAAGCAUGGAAAUAUCCCAUUUGAAGAUAAAUCUGCUUCAAUUAAAGUGGAUUUUCUGUGGUAUCCAGAAGUUAAUGGCUCUAUGAGGCAACGUAUCAAAUCUUGGACAGAGGGUUCUGUGGCAAAACCUCAUAUAAUUGUAGUAGGAGCUGCCACGUGGUCAAUCAAGAUUCACAAUGGCAGCAACGAAGCCCUUGCACAAUAUAAAAUCAAUAUCACUUCAAUUGCACCUCUUUUGGAAAAACUAGCAAUAAGUAGUGAUGUUUACUGGGUCUUACAAGAUCCUGUUUAUGAAGAUAUGCUGAGUGAAAGUCGGAAAAUGAUCACUAAUGAGAAAAUAGAUGCUUAUAAUGAAGCAGCUGUUCGUAUUCUGCACAGCAGCUCCAGAAAUUCCAAAGCUAAAGUUAAAGUGUUCAGUGUAUCAAAACUGAUAGCACAAGAAACUAUCAUGAAGUCUGCAGAUGGCCUGCAUCUCCCUGAAUCAAGCAGAGAUACAAAUGCAAUGAUUCUUAUGAAUGUCUACUGCAAUAAAAUAAUGAAGCCCAUUGAUGGGUCCUGCUGCCAGCCUCAGCCUCCUCUCACUCUGAUACAGAAGAUAGCUUUCUGUUUUUUUACUUUGUCCAUUAUUGGAUAUUUAAUUAUCAGCUUAAUUCAUCGGAAUAAUUAUCGGAAGAACAAAUCAUGCACUGAUUUGGAAAGUGGAGAGGAGAAGAAACCUGCCAUCAGCACACCUAAUGUUUCUACUUUAGAGAUGCUCUUACACUGCUUUUGCAAACUUGGUCUAAUCAUGACCUAUUUUUAUCUAUGUGACAGAGCAAAUCUUUUCAUGAAGGAAAAUAAAUUUUACACACAUUCAUCUUUCUUCAUACCAAUCGUCUAUAUCUUGGUUUUGGGGGUAUUUUAUACUGAAAAUACCAAAGAGACUAAAGUGUUAAAUAGAGAACAGACUGAUGAAUGGAAGGGCUGGAUGCAACUUGUUAUUUUGAUUUAUCAUAUCUCUGGAGCAAGCACUUUUUUGCCUGUGUACAUGCACAUUCGAGUUCUGGUUGCUGCGUAUCUGUUUCAAACAGGUUAUGGGCACUUCUCAUAUUUUUGGAUAAAAGGAGACUUUGGUGUAUACAGAGUGUGUCAGGUUUUAUUUCGUCUCAAUUUCUUGGUUGUGGUACUGUGCAUAGUGAUGGACCGACCUUACCAGUUCUACUAUUUCGUGCCAUUAGUCACUGUCUGGUUUAUGAUCAUUUAUGCCACCUUAGCUGUAUGGCCUCAGAUUGUCCAGAAGAAAGCAAAUGGGAACUGCCUGUGGCACUUUGGUUUACUGCUGAAACUGAUUUGCUUACUGACAUGUAUAUAUUUUCUGUCAUAUUCUCAGGGUGCAUUUGAGAAGAUAUUUUCAUUUUGGCCAUUGUCCAAGUGUUUUGAACUGAAUGGGAAUGUCUAUGAAUGGUGGUUUAGGUGGAAGCUGGAUCGCUAUGUGGUUUUUCAUGGGAUGCUGUUUGCUUUUAUUUAUCUGGCACUGCAGAAACGUCAGAUGAUAUCAGAAGGAAAAGGAGAUCCUCUUUUCUCCAACAGAGUUUCAAAUGUUUUAUUAUUUAUUUCAAUUGUGUCCUUUUUGACCUACUCUAUUUGGGCUAGUAGCUGUAAAAACAAGACAGAGUGCAAUGAGCUACAUCCUUCUGUUUCUGUUGUGCAGAUUUUAGCUUUCAUCCUCAUCAGGAACAUUCCCGGAUAUGUCCGAUCUGUGUAUAGCUCAUUCUUCGCCUGGUUUGGCAAAAUUUCCUUAGAGCUUUUCAUUUGCCAAUACCAUAUUUGGCUGGCAGCAGACACAAAGGGGAUCUUGGUGCUCAUUCCUGGAUAUCCAGUGUUUAAUGUUCUUGUCAGCACUUUCAUAUUUGUGUGCGUGGCACAUGAGAUUUCUCAGAUCACUAAUGAUCUUGCACAGAUUGUGGUUCCUAAAGAUAACUCAACUCUGCUGAAAAGGAUGCUAUGCAUAGCUGGAUUUUUUUCUGGACUACACUUCUUCUCAGCAAUGCAAGAUAAGUCAAGGCAUUAACUUGGAAACUUUCUUCAGGUUUACUUUGUGUCUGCCUGAACAAAAAUUCUCAACUGGAGGUACAAGAAGACAUUUAAAUUAAGCGUGUGAAAAAUGUAUAUAGUGGAAAUGUACAUAUUUUGUGUGGAAAUAGCCUUCUCAAAUAAUCUGAGAAACAAGAGUGCACUGUACAGAAUUGCAUGUGAAAAUGAGUCUUUUCUACUGGAUGUUUGUUGCUGUUUACAUUUCUGUUGAAAGGAGACAUGAAGCAGUGCAGUGGUUGGGCAGUAUCAGGGGCACAUGACGGGAUUCAGCUGGCACCGGGCGAGCCCAUGGCGAGGGGCUGUUCAGCGCCCGCGGCACGGAACCGCCUCCGGAACCGGAGCCUCCGGAACCGCCACCCGCAGCUGAGGCAGUGAGACCAGGGCAUUGUUCUGAACAAAGUGGUAAUUUGCUGGUUAGAAAUUACUGUUUGGGGUGGAAAUAUGUUAUAAAACCCUUUAGAUGUGGAAGUAAAAAGUAAUCAUCAAUUCAGUGACUGAAGAUUAUAUACAAGUUUACAUCAAGUUUUAUGAGGGGUUUUUUAGAAAUUUAACAAGUGUUCAGCAAAUAUGAUUAAUUCUGACACAAAAUCUUUUUACAAAGAGAAUUUGUGUUUUCUUCCUAAAAUUGUUUGCUUUUUCAUAAAUUUUUCACUAGUUCAUUUAACUGUGUGUAGUUCUGUGUAUAAUCCCAGUGAACAAACAAAUGAAUAAUUUUCAGAGACUCAGUUCAAGAUGGGAAAUUUUUGGAAGACCCUCCAGGCUUUUCCAGUCAGAUGGAAUCCCAUCAUUCCCACUGUAUGAGAUCUUAGGGGAACUGUGAUCUUUGACAGUCUCCCUGUGUUUGUAGGUGACCUUGAAUUAGGUCUCAUUAGGGAACUGGUGCCAUAUUCUAUGCUGUAAUAACAUUUUCAUUUAAGAGGAUGCUAGUCAGUCUGUUGGUAUCAUGAGGAGGGAUUGAGUGGUCAGCUUUGUUGCAAGCAGAUGGUUGAGUCUCAGAAUUACAAGUGAAAUGAGAUUGGAGCUGUUUGGAGAAAGCUUUUUUCCCAUCCUUUUCAGCAGUGCCCAAUAUUUCUUACUAAUUUUUUCCUUAAGCAAAAAUCCUAUAAUUGGAAGAAAUAGUCCUUCAGUAUGGCAGUGACAAGCUGUUGUUUACAUUCUACUUAUCAGUGAAGUUAUGGACAUUUCUUGGCUGGUUGUGGGUUUGAUUCAAGUAAUAGUUUGACCUCUUUGCUUUUUCAUUUUAUUCUUCUUAUUAUUUGUUAGCUGUCAAAAAUUUGAACACAAUAUUAUUUUCCAAACAUAUGUGCAAUUAUGUAUGAUUAUAAACAACAUCAUCCUAAUUUGUACCAUAUAUACUGUCACAUGCAUGUUUUUGUUCUUAUCCCAGGUAGAACAUUGAAUUCAAUCUUGCAGCCAUGAAUGAAUGCAAAACAAAGUUAUGAAAAUAAUUAGUUCAAUUUUUAUUUUCUUGUGUGUGAUGGAGAACAGUUUCUUUCAAAGAAUGACCAGUCAUUCAUCAUAAAAAACAAAAAAGAAAUCAUUCACUUCCCCCAAAUUCAGCAGUUUUACUAAGCCUGCCAGCUGUUUUCAAGAUACUGGGCAGAUACUCAGCUGUUUGUUCUGUGUGCAUAUUGCUUCCAGUGCUUGGGAAUUUAACCUCAUCGAUCAAUACAUUUGAGUGAUCGAAUGAAAGGGUGUAGGUGGACAUUGUAGUGGGGGAUAAGCAAGCAUAACCUUCAUCUAUGCCAGUAUUAUGAGCAACAGGGAACUGUGAGCUUGAGGGAUAAUUUUUGUUUUGUUCUUCACAACAUAACUAUUGUAGAUAUAACUCUAUUUAUCUGUUGUACAGACUUGGUUAAAAGAUUUAUUUUUAAUGUUUGAAAUAAUGCACUUGUUUACUUUUACUGUAUGUGGGAUAAAUAUAUUUUCUUUUCAGGUUAUGUAAAAAUAUGAAGUAAUUUAAACAUUAAAUAAAUGUGCUGUGGAUGCUUA